Messenger RNA from Cryptomeria japonica (Japanese cedar), 1501 nucleotides. RefSeq names its product phosphatidylinositol transfer protein PDR17. The coding region runs from base 281 to 1147 and encodes 288 amino acids. The record is from RefSeq and is a predicted model, not a curated record. The transcript is spliced from 6 exons. NCBI's taxonomy places the organism in Eukaryota, Viridiplantae, Streptophyta, Pinopsida, Cupressales, Cupressaceae. Gene Ontology annotation, molecular function: phosphatidylinositol transfer activity.
UGUUAGACUUCCGUGGGCAUGGCUGCCGUCUCUUACAAAGUGCUUGCUUUCAGUUUUUUUUGGUUUUUAUUAUUUCACAUGAAUAAUAACAUGUCAGAGCAAAUGCAGCAUUGCAAGUCAAAGACUUAGGUACGAUCGAGGAUUUCUAGAAGACGAGACUAGAAUUAGGGGGCCGCCGGUGGCUGCUUUGUUCAAAUUCCUGUCUUUGCCUCCAGGCACCUCAAAGUUGUGCAAACAUUAAGGUUGCCUUGGCUUGUGUGCUUAAUACAACCGAGUCAAUAUGAUGCGAAGAUGGUAUGGUGGCAAACAUGGACAAGAUCAUGAUGAAAAGCCAUCGAAGAUAAAUGAGCUUAGAGCUGCCAUUGGGCCUCUGUCUGGCCGUGCAUUGCAAUUUUGUUCUGAGGCGUGCUUGAGGCGGUAUUUGGAAGCUCGUAAUUGGAAUGUCCUUAAAGCAAAGAAGAUGUUAGAAGAGACACUGAGAUGGCGGGCAGAAUACAAGCCUGAGGAAAUUCGCUGGGAUGAAAUUGCUGUAGAGGGUGAAACUGGGAAGGUGUAUAGGGCAGAUUUUCUUGACAAACAUGGAAGAACUGUUGUUGUGAUGACCCCUGCAAAACAGAACACUACAUCUCAAGAUAAUCAAUUGCGACAUCUUGUUUAUCUCAUUGAAAAUGCCAUCGUCAAUUUACCUCCUGAUCAGGAGCAGAUGGUUUGGCUAAUAGACUUCACUGGUUGGUCCUUAUCAAAUUCUGUGCCAAUUAGAACAGCUCGUGAAACUACAAAUAUUUUACAAAACCAUUAUCCUGAAAGGCUUGCGUUGGCAAUUCUAUACAACCCUCCAAGAGUUUUUGAAGCCUUUUGGAAGAUUGUCAAAUAUUUUCUUGAUCCAAAGACAUUUGAGAAAGUCAAGUUCAUUUACCCAAAGAACGAUGAAAGUGCUAGAAUUAUGCAGCAAAAUUUUGAUCUGGAUAAGCUUCAGAAGAUAUUUGGAGGAAAUAGCAACUCUCAAUAUGACCAUGAAGAAUUCUCUAAGCUCAUGAGACAAGAUGACAUAAAGACUGCCCAGUAUUGGAUGCCAGAUAGCAAGCCCAAUGAGUUGAAUGGCAAUCAAGCUUCACAACCAGAUAUUACAGCUGAUGCCAAUGCCUAAGAAGUAUUAUGAACAGCUGACUGUUCAACUUGACAGUAAAAUUGACGAAUUAGAGAUCAGGGCUAUCUUUUUUCCAGCUGCCAUCUUAUGGUGAGAGUAUAUAGUUUGGCCAUUUUAAGAUGUCUUUGCAUCUUGGUGGAUGGAAAUUAUUAAAAUUAAAAACAAUCAAAUUCGUGAAAUGAGGAAAUUUAUUCCAAUUUUUCAUACCCGUAAAGGUAAAACAGUACAAAUUCCAUAAGGGAGUCUUAACACAAAACCCAUGACUUUUACAUAAGGAAUUUUAGCAGUUGUAUUUAUAAAUUUCUUGAUUUUCAAUUCAGGCAUAUUAAAAAUAGUUGAAGUUGAGUUAUAGCA